Cucumis melo (muskmelon) is the source of this 420-nucleotide messenger RNA. RefSeq names its product UDP-glycosyltransferase 74E2-like. Gene Ontology annotation, molecular function: UDP-glycosyltransferase activity. NCBI's taxonomy places the organism in Eukaryota, Viridiplantae, Streptophyta, Magnoliopsida, Cucurbitales, Cucurbitaceae. Bases 1 to 420 code for a protein of 139 amino acids. The transcript has a single exon. The record is from RefSeq and is a predicted model, not a curated record.
AUGGUAGAGACAGCAAAAAAAGGACUAGUGGUUUCAUGGUGUCAGCAAUUAGAGGUUUUGACACACGAAGCAAUUGGAUGUUUCGUGACACACUGUGGUUGGAACUCCACAUUGGAAGGAGUUAGUUUGGGAGUUCCGAUGGUCACAGUGCCUGGAUGGACUAACCAAACAACAAAUGCUAAGUUCAUCACUGAUGUUUGGAAAGUAGGCCUCAAAGCUCUUGCUAAUAGUGAUGGAGUUGUUAAACGAGAAGUUCUAUUGCAAUGCAUCGAGGAAGUGAUGGUUGGAGAAAGAGGCAAUGAGAUUAGACAAAAUGCCACCAAAUGGAAGGUAAUGGCCCAAAAGACAUUUGAGUUUGGGGGAAGCUUCAACAAAGUUGUCGAUGACUUUCUCGCUAAAAUGGUUAGCCGCCUUUAUUAG